Molecule: messenger RNA, 573 nt
Organism: Lactuca saligna
Lineage: Eukaryota; Viridiplantae; Streptophyta; Magnoliopsida; Asterales; Asteraceae
Source: the annotation of a GenBank genome assembly
AUGGGAGGUUCGGAUCGGUCACGACACCAAGUAAACUCAAAAUGGAAAGACCUCCAAAAGAAAUGUAAUGUUUUUAACGGCAUCUAUAACCGUAAGAUGAACAAUGUGGCUAGCAGGAGAUCUGAGGCUGAUGUUUUACAAUCUUCACUAAGCGAGUAUCAGAGGACUAUUAACCAGAAAGUGGGUGAAGACUCCCCACCUCCUUCUUCAAAACGAACCAAAACAUCUUCAUCCAACGCCUACAGAUCAUCAUCUGAUCCACAAUAUCCUCUUGGAUUCUCCCCCCAACAACAACAGUCGUUUAGUAUUGAAGACUCACCGCCUCAGAGAAAAAGAAAAGGAAAGAAAGCGGAAUCAACAUCAUCAAUAGAAAAUGAAAUGUUUGAUCUCCUCAAACAAAUUGCCGGCAUCAAGACUGCAACUGAAACACAGGCAGAACAAAGACAACGGUAUCAGGAACAAAAAUUACGCAUUCUCGAAGCUAGUGAAAAAAGAAAAACUCAAUUGUUGGAUCGCGAGAUAGAGAACCAAGAUAUGGAGUAUUUUCUCCGGCCGCAUGAUCAUUUGACUUGA